Glycine soja is the source of this 850-nucleotide messenger RNA. RefSeq lists its product as uncharacterized. The coding region runs from base 154 to 708 and encodes 184 amino acids. NCBI's taxonomy places the organism in Eukaryota, Viridiplantae, Streptophyta, Magnoliopsida, Fabales, Fabaceae. The transcript has 2 exons. The record is from RefSeq and is a predicted model, not a curated record.
ACUCCAUCCAUUAUUUGAAUGUUUAAUUGUGUUGUUUUUAUUUGGGUGAAUCCAAUUUGAAAGAUUAUGGUCUUAGAAUGCACUUGUCUCCCUUUGUGUGAUUAAUUAAUUCCUAGCUACGCACGACACAGACACUGGUCCACACAGCCAAGAAUGGUAGAUCCAGCUACUGAAUUGGUGCCACCACCAUCUUCACCCACCAAUUCAUCCAUUUCCUCCUCUGAUCUUGACACCGAGUCUACGGGAUCCUUUUUCCAUGACAGAAGCACCACACUGGGCACUCUUAUGGGUGUCAGCUUCCCAGCUAUUACCUUCAGAGCCUCCGACCCCCAUCCAAACUCCGCCACCGCCACCGCUGCUGCCGGAGGCCCUCGUAGGGCUGCGGACUCCAAGAAGAAGAGGGCGAUCGCGGUGGCGGAGAGGCGGAGGAGGUGGUGGUGGCUGUGCAGGGACGGUGACGCGAGGCCGGCUUCGCUCGGUGAGUUUCUCGAGGUGGAACGGCGCUGCGGGGACGGCGCCUUUUACGGCACGGCGGCGGAACUCGAAGGAAUGGUGAUGGACCCGCAGAGUAGCCAUGGCCGGGCUUUGUUUUCCGACGGGAGGGUUCUUCCGCCGGCUGGCGUUGACGACGAUGCGUCGACGGCGGGGAGUCUUUGUCGUAGAUUCCCGGUUUUGCUCACCGGGAUCUGUAGCGGCGGUGCUGGAUAAGAUAUUCAGUUUUAAUUUUAUUCUUCUUUCUUUUUCUAAAAAGAAAAAUGCUUAAUUAUUUUUGUAGGAUUGUUUGGAUGUUUGUUUAUUUGAUUGGUAUAUGAUUAAGAUUCUUAUGCCUGUGAUUUACAUGGUUUGGCUU